Messenger RNA from Cantharellus anzutake, 732 nucleotides. RefSeq lists its product as uncharacterized. NCBI's taxonomy places the organism in Eukaryota, Fungi, Basidiomycota, Agaricomycetes, Cantharellales, Hydnaceae. The transcript has a single exon. The record is from RefSeq and is a predicted model, not a curated record. The annotation marks the transcript as partial.
CCAGUCAAGGACUCCUUGGACCUUCACCAGGUCUAUGGUGACACUGCCCUCGGAAAUGACGAGUCUGAGGUACUCAAUGCAGCACUGCUCAAACUUGCACUUUUCCAGUUUGAGGAAGAGCUUCCUCUUCCGCAACGUUUCCAGCACCUCCCACACAACCUUCUGGUGUUCCUCCGGAGUGGAUGUAAAAAUCAAGAUGUCAUCCAUGUAACAAAUAACAACUUCCCAGUCGAUGAAGUCCUGGAGGAUAUCAUUCAUCAUGGUUUGGAAAGUUGCAGGGGAGUUGCACAGCCUGAAGAACAUUACUGUGGGUUCAAACAGGCCCCAGUUAGUCGCAAACACUGCAAGCGGGGAGAAUGGCUGAAAAGGCUGCAGGGGCACAAGACCUCUGAACCUGAGCAGACCACCCUCACACACCACACAGGUAACGAAAGGGGGAGGAGCGAAACUGCAGCAUUGACAGACUCUGUCAGGGCAUACACCCUGACCUACCAUACCCGCAUCCACACCCGCACUCGCACCUGCACCCGCACCUGCACCCGGCUGUUGCACUCCCCACGCGCACCCUGUGCCGGACGCUCAGUGCAGCCGGAUGGCCCGGACCUCGGGUCUCGGGUCUCAUGUGACUUCCGGAUAUCUCCAGAAGUUUUCAAUGUAUUGUGGCCACUGUGGGAAGAUGAGAAGUUAACUUCCUUCUCAUCUCUGACCCACAGUAGAUUGUGCCCUGGAUAG